CCCACUCAGAGCUGGCCUAGAGGAGCGCAGCAGCCAGGCAGCCUGCACUUGAAUCAGUGAAACAAGAGAGACUGCUAAUAUGGCGGGGAAGCCUGUGCUUCAUUACUUCGAUAGCCGGGGCAGAAUGGAGUGCAUUCGGUGGCUCUUGGCAGCAGCUGGAGUGGAGUUUGAAGAGAAGCUUAUAGAAUCUCCAGAAGAUUUGGAUAAGUUAAAAAAUGAUGGGAGUUUGAUGUUCCAGCAGGUACCCAUGGUGGAGAUCGAUGGGAUGAAGCUGGUGCAGACCAGAGCCAUUCUCAACUACAUUGCCACCAAACACAACCUCUACGGGAAGGACAUGAAGGAGAGAGUCCUGAUUGAUAUGUACACAGAGGGUAUGGCAGAUUUGAAUGAAAUGAUCAUGCUUCUGCCACUAUGUCCUGCCGAUCAAAAAGAUGCCAAGAUAGCCUUGAUCAAAGACAGAACAAAAAAUCGUUACCUCCCUGUCUUUGAAAAAGUAUUGAAGAGCCAUGGACAAGACUACCUUGUUGGCAACAAGCUGAGCAGGGCUGACAUUCACCUCACUGAACUGCUCUACUAUGUGGAAGAGGUUGACUCCAGCCUUCUGGCCAACUUCCCUCUGCUGAAGGCCCUGAAAACCAGAAUCAGUAACCUCCCCAGUGUGAAGAAAUUCCUGCAGCCUGGCAGCCAGAGGAAGCCUCCCACUGAUGAGAAAAAGUUAGAAGAAGCGAGGAAGAUUUUCAAAUUUUAAGAAAGCUAGCAUUGACCAAGACCAGCAUACCAAAUUUCUAGAGUUUUGCAAUAAUGAAGUGCUUCACCUAAAUGUUGAUCUUGGCUUCUAUUAAGAAUAUAAUGAUGUUUUCAAAUUAUGUAUGAUAAUCAAAUAAUAAAACUCCUUGGAGAAGACUUAAUUUAAAUUUA
Messenger RNA from Marmota flaviventris (yellow-bellied marmot), 918 nucleotides. RefSeq names its product glutathione S-transferase A1. Gene Ontology annotation, molecular function: glutathione transferase activity. Gene Ontology annotation, cellular component: cytosol; extracellular exosome. The record is from RefSeq and is a predicted model, not a curated record. NCBI's taxonomy places the organism in Eukaryota, Metazoa, Chordata, Mammalia, Rodentia, Sciuridae. Gene Ontology annotation, biological process: glutathione metabolic process; xenobiotic metabolic process.